Messenger RNA from Camarhynchus parvulus, 347 nucleotides. It is a transcript of the gene CRB3, whose product is annotated as crumbs cell polarity complex component 3. Bases 1 to 336 code for a protein of 111 amino acids. The record is from RefSeq and is a predicted model, not a curated record. NCBI's taxonomy places the organism in Eukaryota, Metazoa, Chordata, Aves, Passeriformes, Thraupidae. The transcript has 3 exons.
AUGGCCGCUGCCCCCGCCCUGGCCCUGGCCCUGCCCUGCCUCGCCCUGGCCCAGACCUCUCCCAGUAUAACCAGUAACGGCUCCAGUAACGGCACCGCCCCCCAGCCCGGGGGGGGGCUCUCGCCCGCGGGGGUGGUCGCUCUCUCGGUGAUUUUCGGGGGUCUGGGGGCGCUGGCGCUGCUGGGGCUGCUGCUGCUGGCGGCGCUGCGCCUGCGCGAGAAGCGCCGCACCGAGGGCUCCUACCGGCCCAGCCGCGAGGAGAUGGGGGGGGGCGCCAGGGCAGCCCCCCCGGGCCCCGCCCCGCUGCGCCUGCCCCCCGAGGAGCGCCUCAUCUGAGACCCCGCCCC